UUGUUAUUAAGCCGAUCUCUUGUCAAGUCCUACAGCAAACUAUAUGUAGCGGCACAAAUUUUACCUGCAUGCGUACUAGGUGUAACUUUGGACGUGGUGGUCUUCAUAUAUCGAAAACAGGAAGAAAAAGUUUUGUGUACCUUGCCAGUGCCAAUGUGGGGCGGAAUAAAUGAAAUUUACGCCAACUGCAUUAUUAUAGUGUGCGUUCUGAUUAUUUCGUGCUAUGGUUCCUUCAUAUUCUUCUUGAAAAGGGUUCGCAUGAGCAGCGAGAAAAUCAAGGGUAUCUAUCGCUCUCUGAUUCUUAUAAGCCUAUCAGUUGUGUUUGGUUAUUUCAGCACCAUGAUUGUUGUUUCAGCGAAGGGACUCCUAAACCUGAAAGUUGAAAUGAUCUCUCUAACUCUCUUCGCAGGACUAUUCGCUACUUCGGCAACUGCUGUAAACUUUUUCAUUUACUAUGGCAUCAGGUUAGAGAGGCGCUUCAUUUUUUCAGAAGUUUCACAAAAUCAGAAGCUCGUAGACAGUAGUAGACCAUGA
Molecule: messenger RNA, 534 nt
Organism: Cooperia oncophora
Lineage: Eukaryota; Metazoa; Nematoda; Chromadorea; Rhabditida; Trichostrongylidae
Source: the annotation of a GenBank genome assembly